AAAUCAGUAUCAAAUGUAAAAACAAAAAAAUUACUAAAAUAUCAAACGAUCAAAAUAAUAAUAAUUUGAAAAUCUGUACAAUUAUUUAAUCUGAUACACAACACUGAUAUGAGUUGUGUGAUAUAUAAUAUUGCUGCAGUUAUGCAGCACACAUGGGUUUACGGGUUUAUUACUGUGCUUGGUUGUAGCCUGGCCAUAUUCUACAAUAUUACACAUUUACACAUUAAUACAUUACAGAUUGUUUGAUGGCCCUGGACCCGUAAGACAUCAGAUUUGGCCAUAAAAUUGAGCAGAACUCCUUUUUUUAACAAUGAGCUACAUCCUUUUGUCUCUCUGCACUGCUCUUUGAUAGAUUGGCUGCCACCCCAGUUCUGGGAUCUGGCAAUUGAAGCUAUUAACAAUGGGACAGUAAUGAAAAACAAACUGAAAAGAACAAGUCUGUUUCUUUUAUCAUGCAAGCAACAGUUUCCGCGUUAGACAAGCAUCAAACGGUCUAUAAAGCAGAUUGAGGCGGCUCAUUUUUGAAAGGCAAUCACUGCAAACACACAACAGCAUAUACUGUAUGUUGGCAGAGCAGGUAGCUUACAGCCUUUCAUCAGAUUCCAUAAAUGUGAUAGAAAGACAAAUUAAUUAGGCCAACCAACUGAAAUGAUUUCACAUAAACACAGUUAAUUAAACACAAUUUCUAUUAAUGUCCUAAUCAACAGGGCUGACACCAUUUAACAGUUUUAUUCUCAUAUGAAUCCUUUCUCUAACUGCCAUUUGUCACCAGUCUGGCCUCAGGACCAGAGAACAAAUACACAGAGAUGACGAGAUGACAGGAUAUUUGAAUUCUCAACAGUAUUUACCUUUUUUAAUUGUUUUAAACUCACUCCCUCAUAAAAACUCUUUACCGGAAAGACAUUGACUACCAGUCUAUUUUUUCGACUAAGAAGGAUCUGUCAUUCCACAGAGGACUAUAUUGAUAAAGCGUAGACAUGAAAGAGAGUGCAAAAAAACAAAAGACAUUUGCUGUUACAUGUAGUACUCGACACUCAGUCCAUUCCUCUGCCAUACGAUCGUUUUUUAAAAAACACUGGCACAUCUUAAAGUCUGACCCUGAACUUUCAUCUAACUUUGGAGAUCCACCUCUUUUUGUUAUGAAAAGGGGGGGAAAUAUAAGGUUUCACUUGGUCUGCGCCAAUUCUGAGUACAAGAUUAGGUCUAAUCAAGAGAUACAGACACGUUUACACCCGCUUCCAAAGGGCAACUACCACUGCGGCAGUUGCACACAGUGCAAUAAUACUAUAAAAAUGCAUCAUUUUUCCCAACCCCACACAGGCAAAACAUUACCCAUUAACAGUGUCAUCAUUUGUGCAUCCACAAACGUAAUCCACAUGAUACGCUGUCCCUGUGGUCUUUCUUAUGUUGAGAAAACAAUUAGAAAACUUAAACAAAGGAUUAGUGAGCACAAAAGUACUAUACAUAGAAACGAUCAGCUUUAUCCUAUUGCUGUGCACUUCAGUGAUGCUCACCGUGACAUCGCUUCACUAUGGUUCCGUGGCAACAGGUCACCCUACCACUCAGGGGCAGUGACUGUGAUUGGCUCCAAGGGGACUUGACAGUGAAUUCCUGCUUAACAUUUUUCUCGUGAUUCUGAACAUUUUUGCACAUUUAUUGUCUGCAUAUGCUUUGCUACUUAAUGAUUCACCUGAGGAUUUCCCUGUCCAGCCCUAAACAUUCCUGGAUAUGUAUGAAUAUGCACAUAUAUUAUUAGGACCAUUAAGUAUUGUGUCCUGUUGAUUGUGACCAUUUACAUAUGAAUGCACUGAUGCCGCUAGUUAUUCUUGAGGCCUUGAUGUUUUUGUUGCACCUAUAUAAUAAUAAAGGAAUUUUUUUAGGCAACAUUCAGGGUGAUGAUUUUUUUCACUUUGUAUUUUUUUCUAUAAAUUUCAUUGUUAUUUAACCUUAAAUUAUUGAAGUAUGAUAUUAUUGUUUUUUGAAUCUAUUGUGGGGUCAAAUGUUGUGUUUUCAUUAUAUUUCCUCGAUUUAUCUAUUGAUGUAUAAGGUACUAGCAAGAUCUGAGAACAUAUCUGUCAAUGAAUGCAUUUUAUUACAUUUUUUGGUGUACAUUCAUGAUACAUCCAUCUAGUGUAGAUCACUCUGGAACGAUAUAGUAUUGUUACCACAGAGAGACUCAUAUGGAAGCUUAGUCUGGAUCUUUAGUAAUGGAAAUGUGACUGAAUGUUUUGUAAUGGCUGCAUUAUUUUGUGAGGGAGUGGGUGAUUGGUGUAGACAAACAAGUCACCUCCUACAAAAGAUGGCUUCUCAGUAUGUAACACUAUUUGCCCGAUGAAGGUCUCGCACCGAAACGUUGUGUCAGUACUUUUUUUUUUGCAAGUUGGACAGUGUGCGAGAGUUUUCUUUGCAAAUUGCCUUAAACCCAAAGUCCUGCAAAACCAGAUCCCCACAACUGACUCGACAAGUAGUGGCAGAAGUACUCAAACCUCAACUUAAGUAAAAGUACCAACGCAACAACGUAAAAUGACUUAAGUACGAAAGUAUUGUCAACAAUUGUACUUCAGUAUCAAGAGUAAAAGUACUCAUUGUAUAGAAAGAUGUCCCCUGUGACUGACUAGCUGGUCAUGGUGGAACUGGUUUCAACUACUGUAUGUACAGGGAAGUAGUUUAGUCGUUCCCAAGGGGUUGCCGCCUCUAAGGGUCACAAAAUAAAUCGUGGGUGGGAGGAGGUUGGACAUGACCACAAAGCUUCAGCAGGCCAACCCCAUUUAUAUCCAAUUGCAGGGUUGACUGUAUGUAGUAAUGUGAAAUUUUAACAUGUUGCCAACAGAAGCUUUUAUUGUUACUAGCCCUUCAGAUGGUGUAAGGCAUCACUGUUGUACUUUGUUUUAGUAUUUUCCAUCUCUCUCUCUCUCUCUCUCUCUCUCUCUCUCUCUCUCUCUUUGGCCCUUACUGUCUGCCAAAGCUAUGCCCAUGAGUGAGUGAAAAGGCCACUAGCCCGUCUGCAGUUUACAGUGUGUGAGAGAAAAGUGAUCAGAGUGAUAGUGACUUCCACCAUGAUAAAACUGGGUCAAUGUAACCCCCACCCCCUCCACCACAGGCAAGGCUGAAAAAGGAAAAAAAAGAUGAGGAUACCAUCACCAGACUCUGUGCGUGGGUAUAAGCAUGGGGACACUGGAGCGUGGUUUGCUUUCUCUAUGGGUCGGUAUCUGUGUUGUGUUGGGACUGAAGGCAUCCCCAGAUUAUUUUGACAUGAUCCUUCCUCCCCUGUAGUCUGUGGUUUACAGUGUCACGUUAUAAUCUGACCCCAUGUAUGUUCUCUCCACCCACGUUGUUUCUGUCAGCCAGUGUUGUCUUCAGUGUCUGUUCCUCCGUUUUCCACUUUCAACUUUUUGGUCUUCCACUCUGAGAGUUUCUUGGCUGGAAUGGCUUUUAAAAUGAAAAUCCACCAUAACAAACACUGUUUUAAAACAACUAUAUGAGAUGUAUGUCACAAUUAUAGUCUAGUUUGUUGUGAGGUUGAUGCAUCUCCAGCUUAGCUAUUGCUGAGUGUAAAGUGUUUUGUCAAAAUGACCAAAAAAUGUCUCACUUACGCUAGUGGUAUAUAGAAAUGCAUAUAGAUUGAUUUACUUGUCUAGGUUUUGAGAUGUCUGUCUCUGAAAUGUCUGCCCCGCAAUGGAGGUGUAGACAAUGGAGAAUAUGAUGUCAACUGUUUCCAUUGUGACUAUAUCUUCAGUAGAAAGUAGUUCCAAUAAAAAGCAUUCACUGUGAGAUCUUUGAAGAUGCUGCUGUUGAAGGUAAUUGCUUACUUCAUGCUCACUUCAUACCAACAUCAACAGAAUAACAAACAGACUGCAUAGUUGUCAAGUCUGCAGUAAAAUGCAACACUUUUCUUUUCUGGACUUGGAAAUCUCUUGUUCUAGUUGAACUCUGUUUGAGCUUAAUGCUAACAUCAGCAUGCCAGCAUCCUCCUAACCAACCUGUAUAGCCGCCCCUACAGCCAUGCCGCUAGUGUGGCAAAAAGUAAAUUAAAGUACUUCAUCAACCAAACAACUCCUGGAUGCGCUGAACAUUUCUGAUUGAUGUUAUUUAACAGUGUGUGUAUCAGAGGGUGGAUUUUCACUUUAAUAAUAUUUCAUGUUAACGUUUAAGAGCAGCCUUUAUAAUGAAUGUACCAAGUCAAAAGUCUGGUAGUAACUGUACCAACCUUUUAUUAAUAGCAUUAAUCAUAAAGGCAAUUUAAUGAUACAAAAAAAUUCUUCUUAUGUGUUUUAUUACAAAGUGUAUAUUUAUAAGCUACAGCCAGUUGAAUUGUUUUUGCUGUGUCAUGGUGAGAAAGCUUUGUAUUCAGCUGAAUUGUAUUGUUGUGUAUGUGGUGACCUUCUGUUUAUACCAUGGCCUGGACAAAUGCUAAUUUCUAAUUGGCCCAAAGGAUUCGGUUAAUUUAGUUUAUUCCAGAGGCAGAGGAUGAACAGGCUGGGUGGCUGGGAGCAGGAAGUGUUUCAUUUCAGGUAAUCACAUGGCUCUCCAGCAUUAAGCAGUCUUUAAAGUGAAGAAUCCCACUGAGCCAUUGGCUCAGUCUCCAUGUUGUCCUGUUGCAAAACAGUGCAAAGACAGCUAUAUGAUUUUGGUCGAAUUUAAGUACUGCUUAAAAAUAAUCUGUGCAUAUCACAGGAGCAUUCACAUACAUGGGCUUCUUCUUCAGCCCCAAGGCAAUCAUGACAAAUCAUCCAUUGCCAGUUGUUUUGUUUUUUUACAGGCUUGGGCAUCAUUACAUAGUGCAGCUAUGUUUUACAGUAUAUUUUUACCAUCAGCCAUGACUUGGCUUGGCUUGGCUUAUUAUUUCAUGUGACUGAGGACUCAUCAGAGGGAGGAAGGUUGUUGAAGCUUAUUUGAUGCAGCUUUUGUAACUGAGCUUUUAAAAAGCCUCAAUGCCAUCAGGAUUAUCAGGGAUUAUUUGCUGCAAACAGCAAACAGGUACACACUCUUGUACCUUUGAAUUUGGAAUUUUAUACCCUAAUGGUCGUGAUAUUACUGGGAAACAGUUUAAAUUUGAAUGUCAAACUCCUAUGAAUAUAGAUGAGCGUUAAAUGCCCGGCAAGUGGCCCUGGUAUAAGCAGGUAACAGACUGAUGUGCAUGUUUAAAUGGAUUUGGGGGGGGGGGAGUAAUCACAACAGUGUAAUCCUUUCAAAUCAAACAUGCACCUCAGUGGGUAUUCUGUUUAUAUAAUUUCUCCUUUCAUUUGCAGCAGAUGUGAAAGGAAAAUAUGUGUGACAUGUUAAUGGUCAAAACUGAGAUGGUGGUUGUUGGUUUUGUAUUUGUUCCUGGUAUGUUUUGGUAUGCUAAUGACACCUUAGAGAUGACUUGCAAAAAUAUGCAAAACAUAAGAAUCUAUUGUUGUUAUCAACAUGUGUUGUCAUUCCUGUGGUGGAUUUGGGGUUUUACUUUACAUUUCACAAAUAAUUAUUUUUAAAUGUAAUCAAUCACACAAUAUUCUAAACAUGAUAUGAUAAACAUACGAUAUCAAUAGAAAAAAACAAUUAUGCUCACAAUUAUGUGUAUGUGCUGUCUAACAGCAUGUGCUGUUUGUCUAAACUUAUGGAAGGUAAAGUGUGCCCCACAUCUUCAGUGUUUGUUAAAUUAUAGUAAUUUCCUGACUACUCUCUUCCUGUCUCUCUCUCCCUCUUCACUGGACAGCUUUGCAUAAACCCAGAUGCCUCCCCUCCCUCUUGAUGAGCGCAUAGUGGUCAUUCAGCGCCCUAAAAACUUAACCCUGUGUGACGCUUCCCCACAAGCCAUCCCACAUCACUCCUCUCAAAUAUCAGCCUCUUCCAAUGGACAAGUCACUCACCCUUCUCAGUCCCAUUUCUAUUCACCCGCCUGUAAAUCUGUGACUCUGGGAUGCAAGCGCAGAUCCUCCCGUGCGCAGAAAUUCAAGGCCGACCAGCCUGUCAUCCCAGCGGGUGUCAGACACAUCCCUAGCCACUGCCAUAGCAAUGGCACUGUAACACUCGGCCCACGGCUGCCCUCCCACACACAUACUAUUGAUAUCAGGCUGACAGUGGACAAGGGAGGACGAGGAGUAUUAAGCAACUCAUUAGGGCGCAGCGGAAGUGUAAAAGGUGGUCAGCAAAAUGUCUCUUUACAGUUGGAUCAAGGACAGUAUGAGAGAAAAACUGGAACUGCAGGGAGACCAGGUGUAGCCGAACAAAAGUCACAGCGAAGUCGCCAUAGUCAGCUGUCAUCUUCCCCCGGAGGCGUCUUACAGUUCGUCCCCGCUCAGGCGCAGCAGCAUAGGUUCAGGAGUGAAAAGGAAAAUGCUAGUUUUCUUAACAGAAGUGACCAGGAAUUCCCCUCUUUAAGUCACAAGAAGAAUUCCAAACUGGGAACUGUCCAUCAAAGCCAUAAUAGUCAAGGUCUGCCCUACCACCACAACUCCGUCCCUGUGCCCCAUGCCGCCAUCCUAAACUCCAGCUAUCCCUCGUCUCCUCCCUCCCAAUCCGCCCAUGUCCCAAUAUCAUUUCAGCAACUCAACCAGCCGCACCCAUCCCGCACCAGGGAUCACCGCCCUCACAUUCUUCACGCUCUCCCUGUCUCCCCCUGCUCUUCCAAUAUCGGAGGGUUUCCCAGCCCUGACCAUACCUGCACCAUCGACUGCGCCCACCCAUUCAGUUGUGGCUGUUGGAGGUUGGUAAGAUGCAGAGGAUUUAAGGGACACUCUGAUAGCUGCCAAGGAGGUGGAGGAAGCUCUUCCACCUCGUUUUCCUGUGUUCACAAUGUCGGAGCAGUGAAGAGAGGAGGCAAAGACAUGGGCCUAAGAAAUCUGGGUGGGUGUCUCUCCACCACGUCCACCUCCAACACCUCCUCUUCUAACAGCACUGUGUCUGAUUGCCGAGCAAACUUGUUCAAACCUCUCCGCUGUGCCUCCUGUUCUGCUGAGGCUGGAAACUUCGAGAGUCCUGCUUUCCUUCGCAAAAAACUGGUAGGGGGAUGUCUGCCCUGUACCCCGCUAUCGUCCUCUGCCCCUCUCCGGGCGAUACAGAGCUGUGUCACAGGCUGCAACCCCAAAGCCUCUCAGACAGGCAGCUCCACCUGCAGCUACUGCAGCAGCGACCCCAUAGUGGUGACAUUCAACCCCCGCCGAGGCAAACCCCCAGGAAGAGGCAUCGGAGCUGCUCAUCCAAUGGGUAUGUUCCAAGCCGAUGAUGAUGACUACAGCGUACGUACGAUCUGGCCUGAAGAACUGGCCAAGAAGAUGACCCAUUCUAAAGCCCAAAAGAAUCACUGUGCAGGGAUGGGAAUAGGAGUUGGGAAGACCUGUGCAAGCCAGGCCCAAAAUGGCAGUACCGGAACAGGCCUUGUCCCCCUAGACUGUCAAAAACUCCAGGAAUAUGUGCAGCCUCAGCUAACAGACCAUGCAGGCCGACGGCGGCUUCAGCAGGGGAAAAUGGCUGCCCUUGAUUUUAUGGGCUACAAGUCAGGAUCUGGGUAUGACAAUGGCCGGAACUCACUGAAGAGGCUCUUGAAUAAAGCCGAAGAUGUAGGAAUGGGCAAUGGUCCUGAGGAAGACGGAGAUGUAGCAUAUCCAUGUUCCCCCUCUCCCCGCUCUGCCUCCCCACCGACACCAGUGUCCUUUUCGCCUCCACCGUCCGCCCCUAGCACACUGAUCAAACCCAAACCCUGGCAGAGAGACAGGGAGGGAGGAUAUUCUCUGCCGUCGGCUCAGUCACUUCACCUGGCCCUCAAUUCCCUGAACAGAGAACAAGAUGAGGAGAACAGCAGAAUGCACCUUUCUCUGCCGCUCUCCUCUUCGUUACCGGCUUCUCUGUCAGAUGAGACCGUGAUGACACCUGAUGCAGAGAACGCCGUCGUCAGUCCCAUCUUGCCUUUCUUGUUUCUGGGGAACGAGAGAGACGCCGAGGACCUGGACCUGCUGCUGCGCCUCAACAUCGGCUACGUGGUCAACGUGACCACACACCUGCCUCUCUACCACGUCAGCUCUGGGCUGCGCUACAAAAGGCUGCCAGCCACCGAUAACAGCAAGCAAAACCUUCGACAAUACUUUGAGGAGGUUUUUGAGUUCAUUGAGGAGGCAUAUCAGAGUGGACAGGGAGUGUUGGUACACUGCCAGGCAGGCGUGUCCCGUUCUGCAACCAUUGUCAUCGCCUACCUUAUGAAGCAUACCCUCAUGACAAUGACAGAUGCCUACAAAUAUGUGCGGAGCCGUCGUCCAGUGGUGUCACCGAAUCUAAACUUCAUGGGCCAGCUUUUGGAGUUCGAGAGGGACCUCAACUCUGGGGUGACUCCUCGUAUCCUGAUGCCUAAACUUAACGGUGUGGAGACGCAGGUGUGAGAACGGUCAGGGGUCAGGAGUGUGUAAAAUGAGACAAACUAGAGGGAUUAAAUGGCAUUAAUGAUGAUCACUGAAAGUGUGGCACAUUUUGGAAGAGAAACCUAAUAUAGAAAUAUUACAAUUUGAAACUGGUGGCGUGUUUGGUAAUUAGUGCACUUUUAAUACUGUGAAAUGUGAGAAAAAAGACAGGAUGCUACAUUUGUUUAAGAAAUAACUCUUAGACAACAUGAUCAUCAUCCAGUAUUCUGUUUGUAAGGUAAUGUGCCAAUAUUUUGUAUGGGCUUAACAUCACUUUAAGAUAUCUCAUGUCUUUUUUUCUGAUGUUUCUUCCUUUAUGUUCCCAUCGUUUACAGCCACACAUAGAAAAACAGUGACUUUGUUGCCAUUAAUCAUAAAUGCAUUCAGAGUAUGAACGCAGACAUUGAAAGGGUUCACUGGUGAUGUCUGGUCAAGUCCUACUUCAUCUACAACACCACUUUGAUGUUUCCACCACAUGUAGCAACACACAGGUUAUUACAAUGCACUUUACUUCCCAUGGAUUUGUUUCAUUAUCACCAACUUAAUUCUCACAAGGAUGAGAAGAAUUUGUCACACAGACCUCAGUCACUGUUUUUGGUUAAGAGUAUCAUGUCUAUGAGGUUUUUUUUCCUAUUUGAGAACUGUGAAAUAGAGCGGCAUGGCACCUAAUAGGUAGCAUUGAGUAGCAUUAAUCUGGGAAACGUAUCGCAAAAGGGACUAACAGCUUGUGGAAAUGCAUAAGAAUGGUUUUAUUUCAGUGAAGUCGCCUGUAUAAUAGCAAAAUAAAGUUUUGCAAGUCUGAAAUGAUGCUGUGCACUGAAAACAUCUCAUGGGUGAUGCACUCACAGGGUUGGAGUAACAAAUAAGUACAGCUGUCAGUGACAAUAUUAAGUGUCAGUGUUAAUGUUAACACUGCAUAUCCAUUCUAAUAUACAGGUUAAUACACUGAAAUAAGCUCAUUAGAAACACAUUUACUACAAAGCUGAAACCACAACUCAACUGUACUUUCAGAGAUUUUUUAUGCACACUAUGAUUUACAGUAUAUUUGACUGGAGAUGUGGGUUGGCAGGACUUGUCCUGCUGGAAUAAUGUGCUUUAAAACAGACCUUUUCCAACUGUGCACUAUUUAUUUUGUGGUUGAUUCAUAAGAGAAAUGCAUUAUUUUUAUUAAUUUUAUACAAUGUAAAAAAAAAACAUUCUUGUUUGGUGUUUAGCAUGAAACAGUCUUGUCAUGGUGCACGGACAGAUAUUUCUAAAAAAGCAAAGAGCACACCAUAGUUUGAUUUAUUGGAGAAGACCCAGUAACAGGGAAGAGGCAACAAUUUACAUCCCGCUUAACCAGUCUGGUUGGUAACAUAGAGCCCACAUAUUCAAUAUGUGUUGUGGUGGAAAAACUGUGCAAAACUAUAAGCUUUUAUUUUGUCAUUUUUGAUCGCCGAUCUUGGCUUGCUUUUCUUGUUUUAACAUCCUGUGGCAGCUAACAAGAGUUGCCACAUGUACCAAUUUGAAAAAAUGUAUUGUUUCACAGCUUACAAUGUCUUCCCUAAAGUCAUGAUCACUCUUACAGCCAAAUCUACUUUAUAGUUAGUUUUUUGUGAAGGAGUCAAAAAACAUCACUGUUUUCUUAGAGAUGGUGAUGUCUUAGUUGCUUAGUCGAUGUCCGUUGUUACUCCCUAACUGUUCUUUUGCCUUAUUGUUGUCUUUACUGAAUUUCUCAAUUGUGUCCCUUAUGACUAUGCAUUAUUUUUAUUAUGAAGGCUUUGGUUGGAUUAGAGAAGGAUACUUGAUUCACUGUAAACUCCUCCAUAACUGAAUUGUUAUGGUCGGAGUCCUUUUCAGUACACAUUCAAUUAAACUUUUAUGUCCUGUAAAGUGACUCUGCUGGUUUAGGAUAGCAAAAACAUCACUGGACAUUAAAGUGGGGCCUUUUAAGGUAUUUUCAUAUUACAGAACAGUUACAAAACAUCUCAUAAAUCAGUUAUAAUGUACAAAGUCAGUGCAGAUUUCCUUCAGUGUUGUGUAGUUCUUAAAUUUGGGUCUAAAACAAUGUGAUAUAAACGGAGUAUAUCGAGCGUUGACUUGCAGGAUUUUCAAAGCAUCACAGCUCCAUAUUAUAUCAGUUAAUUUACUUUCUGGAAAGAAGCAGUGAUUAGUUGAAAACUGGUGUUUUCUAAACUGUUAGCCAACACUUGGAAUUAUUUUGCACAUUUUCUAAACUGAUGCCAUACACAUUUUUUGAUAACAUGCUAUUAAUGUAUACAGUGAAAUACACAAUUUGUGCUAGCAUCAAUUGUUAACCUGAGUCACAUGUGACAUACUUGUAAAGAAAGAUUAAAUUACUUUUUGCAAGGAUGUAGGUAGAGGAGACACUUGUGAUGUUAUUAUUUUUAUUUAUUUGUGUUGUGUUCUCCUAUGAAUAAAUGCUUGUGCAGUGUGGCAGGGAUGCUGGGGCACUCUCAUAGUGCACAGAUUCAGCACACGUCUAUGAGUGACCAUUUGACAACACAUUAAAGAGGGAAUGUGCAAUACUAGCUCGUGUGUCCACAAAAACCCAAACAAAUUGAAAUAUAAAUUGAGUAUAUGUGACCGAAUAUAAAAGUUUACACCUGAGGUAAGAGUUCAAAAGCUUUGUUAGUUUUUUGUUUUUAUUCGUGUAAUAUUUUAACCAGAUUCCAGUUGCCCCUUUUCUAGAUUUCAACUUAACAAAAAUGCCCUGUUUCAAGUUUCUACAACCAAAAUGCCUUCAGUUCAGCCUUGUGUAAUUUGGUCCUCUGGUGUUGUCAUCAUAAAUAUGACUUUGUAAAAUGAUCCUGAAUUUUGCUUGUUGGAUUUAUUUUCUGGCUAAAUGACUUUGAUAUAGGCUAUAUAUUUUUCUACAGUCAAUUUUCUUCAUCAUGUUAGGUAUACACAUAUAGUGUAACUGUGUAUUUACAGUUUUAUACAUGAAUCUUUGUUUUGUAUGAAAGGCCUUUUCGGGCAGAAUGACAUCUUCCAGCAGAGACAGUAAGGAUCUUCAGCCGUGCUUUGCGUUGCAGUAUUACAGUUUCAUUGUUAUCAGACCUCAUUAAACGUGGGUCAACAUACCGUAUUCCUGUUUUUACCUCUCGCCUUUAUUUUAGCUGGAGAGACCUCAACCAAACAUGCUGUUCACUCCUCCAGUCUCUCCAGCUCAGCUCACAGUAGGUGUAGUAUUAACCUUUGAAGAAGGGCCUGUAGCUAUAGCUCCUUGAUUUUUAUACAGACUUUAUAUGCAAGAUGGCUGUCGAAGCAAUUUCCACGCUUGAUGGACUUGCUGUGCAGUUGAGUCAAUGCUGACCUCGUCGUUUGUACUCAAGAGACACGUCGAAGGACAAUGAACAUUUUCUCUUUAAUUCAUAUAAAUUGAAGGGCCAGUGUCUCUGUGAGUGUCAGUGUGUGUACAAAUCGUCUGUGUUUUGCACUUGAAAAGAGGAAGGUUGUUACAGUAUGUGUGAUAGUUUUUUGAGAACACUGUAUAUCCGUGCAUAGCUUAUUUGUGGGAACUUAAUUAUUCCUGUUUGUACUUUAUUGCUCAUUUUGAAACAUUGUGUUACUUCCUGUACCAAAUAUUGAAUUUAAGGAUCUUGAUUCAUAGCAAUGAUGACGAUGAGCGGAUUCGAGAAAAAAAGCAGAUCACCUCCUUCCUUCCUAACGGGGGUAAGAACUCUUCAGGUAUGACUAUCAUUGUAAUGCUGUGCUGUUUCACCCUGCCACCCGCCUCCUCCAGAGACCCAAAAACUCAUGUUAUCUAACCUGUGAUGCUCUUCUGUCACCCUCUUCCUUUUCAUAAUGGAUUGUUUCUCUUAAGCAAAUGUAAUAUUUUCAUAUUGUAGUAACUGGUACUUGUAUUUAGACAAUGUUUUUACCUUCAUGCACUGUGACUAAUACAAUGCUGCUAUAUCACAAAGACUUUUAUUUGUAUGUCACAUUUAGCUGAUGCAAAGUGGUGAAUAUCGCUAGAGGUGACUGAUACAAAAUGGGCUUGAAUAAGGAAUCCCUGCUCGCAUUGUUCCAGUUUAAUCCAUGCUUCAUUUGUACACUGCCUCAGUGCAGAGUACACAACCUCAGACAGCCCUUUUCCACCAAAUCAGCUCUGGUUCUUGGAACCUUGGUGCUAUCUAGUGAACCAGCCCGAGUUUCCACCAGUUUUGAGCAGAACCACUGUAGUCAGGGAUGCAUCAGUGGAGGGCGUUGCACAAUGCACAGCAACCUAUAGAAUAUGACACGCCCACUUCGGUUUGCCUUUCAGCUCAAGGAAAACCUGCUAUUUUUUGGGGUUCCAGCUGAGAACCAACUUUUUCAAGUUCCAACCCAAUUUAUUUUUGGUUAAAAUUCUCCGAACGGUUCAAAAUUAGGUGUACCAACCAAAACGGAGCCGGUUCCAUGUUGGUGGAAAAGGCCUGCAAGAGACUUUGUGCACAACCGUAGGAUCUGUAGCUGUUCCUGUUGGUCUUCCUUUACGAGCAUGAUAGAAAGAAAAGAGACUGUAAAAUGUAGCAGUAAAAUCAUUUUUAAUCUCUUUGCUCACUGUGGUUCAAUAAAACUGUGAUGUUGCUUUUUCUGCAACAGUGUUCAUUUUGGCCAAGAUUUUGUCUGGGUUCGGUUAUAGAUUUAUGGUUGAACUUAGUUACAGUAUGUGAGAUAUGUCCAACGUAUUUGACACCAAUCUAGACUGUGUCCUCAAAUUAAUUAAAAACUGUCGAGUUAAAACAUAAAUCCUGUAACUGAAAUUUUGACACAGUGCAUUUUUGUAUCACAUGUUGCUAUGUAUAGUCAAAGUGCAUUUACUCUGCGGUGUUGACGUGCAGCAUAUUAAGAGUUUUAAUUCAUGAUUUGAGUGAAAUUAAACACAUCCUUGAAAAUGACAUAAACACAGGAUGAAACACAGAUUUCAAAAUUAUUAUAAUAAUUUUUUUAGGCAUGCUAGCGGCAUACACACCUCUCAAAAAUGUAGGCUACACAACCAGAGAUAUGUUUCUGUUAAGUGAAUUUUACUGUGCACAUUAACGUUAUUGUGUUACAGAUCUGCACUUUUAACAGGCAUUCACAACCUGGAUAUGUUUUAGUUGCAGGAUUUCUGUUGACUUUAGCUCCAUAAAAUAAAACUGCUUGUCAUGACAGUUUUUUGACAGGUCAAGGAAGCAACAAUCUGCCAGCAGUAAUUCCUCAGUGUAAAUGGCAAAAAA
This is a messenger RNA of Micropterus salmoides (largemouth bass), 13576 nucleotides long. RefSeq lists its product as uncharacterized. The record is from RefSeq and is a predicted model, not a curated record. Gene Ontology annotation, biological process: negative regulation of JUN kinase activity; protein dephosphorylation. Gene Ontology annotation, cellular component: cytosol; cytoplasm. Gene Ontology annotation, molecular function: MAP kinase tyrosine/serine/threonine phosphatase activity; protein tyrosine/threonine phosphatase activity. Lineage: Eukaryota; Metazoa; Chordata; Actinopteri; Centrarchiformes; Centrarchidae.